UCUGCUUUCGUUAAAUGUCAACUUAUGUAAUUCAUCGGCAGUAAAUAGUUUUAUCCUUGCAAAAAUACGUAUUUCAAUGCUUAAAAGAAAACAUAAACACAAAAAAGUCUUUCGGCACUCUCUCGUUUUAAUCAUGUUCCGGCCCUGGUCCCAUUUUACCAAAGUCAUCGAUCAUCAAAACACAUUCAAAAGGACACAUCAUUAUGGAUCACUUCUAAAAAUGCUAUUAACUGAAUAAAUGCACAAUGUGUCGAAAUAUUAACAAUUGUGUAAUUGAUGUGAUCAUAAUGAUGGUCCAUUGUCAGUUUAGAAGAAGCUCGCUUUAAUUUUUUGAAAGAAAUAAUUUCGAUAUUACCGUGUUGGAAGAAAAUUCUGAAAAAACGGGAGGAUCGCAAAAUAUUUAUUGAAAAACUGGAACGGUUCAAGAGAUAAUUUUGGUAAAAUAUCUAUAAGCUAGGGAAUGAAUGGAAGAUUUAAGAUAUUUUUUUUCAUAUUCUUGAAUUUUGCAGGCAAUAACGGAUAUUUUUGAAGGUAUAUUCCCAUAUACGGAGGAUAAUCAAACUGUGAGCUCACAGAAUUUUCAUAUGUUUCUGGUAGAGUACCAGAAGGAAUUUUUCGGAAAGGAUCAGAAGGCGGUAUCAAACUUUAUUUGUGAUUUUAUUCAAGAUCCUCAACGCGAAAUACAAGAACCUUAUUUUACAAUUUCUGAGUUUACUGAUUAUUUAUUCUCCAAGCAAAAUGAGAUUUGGAACAACAAUUACGACAAAGUAUAUCAAGAUAUGAAGCGGCCCCUAUCAAAUUAUUGGAUUGCAUCAUCUCACAAUACAUAUUUGACUGGAGAUCAAUUUUCAAGUGAAUCAUCAACGGAGGCAUAUGUAAGAGCAUUGCGAAUGGGUUGCCGUUGUAUUGAACUUGAUUGUUGGGAUGGCCCUGAAAAUAUGCCUUUAAUUUUUCAUGGUCACACUUUUACGACAAAAAUUAAAUUUCGAGAUGUAAUUAAAACUAUUAAGGAGCAUGCAUUUGUAACAUCUGAAUAUCCAGUGAUUCUUUCGAUCGAGCAAAACUGCUCGCUUGCGCAACAACGCAAAAUGGCUCAUGCUAUGAUUGAAGUAUUUGGUGAUAUGUUACUCAUCCAAAGAGUUGAUAAAAAUGAAUAUCAAUUACCCUCACCACAUCAACUACGGCGUAAAAUUAUUUUGAAACAUAAAAAACUUCCAGAAAUCGAAGAAGAUUCUGGUUCUCGUUCUGCAGAUGAAACUGAUAAUGUCCGUAAUAUACCGAAAGAAGGUCGUCUUUAUCUUCUAGAUCCAGUAGAUAAAGUAUGGAAUUUAUAUUUAUUUGUACUAACGCAGCACAAACUUAUGUAUAAGCCAGAUCCUGAUGAGUUGCGUGAUGAUGAAAGUGAAACGCAUCUUUCAAGACCCAAUGAAAGUGUAGUAAACAAGGUAGUAAAUGAUGAGUUACACUUUGGUGAGAAUUGGUUUCAUGGUAAAUUAGAAGGUGGUAGAGAUGAAGCUGAACAACUAUUAAAAGCGUACAAGCAUCUGGGAGACGGAACGUUUUUGGUUAGAGAAAGUGCAACAUUUGUAGGAGACUAUAGCAUAUCUUUUUGGAGACGAGAUCGGCCACAUCAUUGUCGAAUUAAAUUAAAACAUGUGAAUGGCAUUACGAGAUAUUAUCUAGUGGAGAAUUAUAUUUUCGACAGUUUGUAUAGUCUUAUUAUGCACUAUCGUCAAAAUUUGCUGCGAAGCUCGGAAUUUUAUAUAACAUUAAGGGAACCCGUUCCACAACCAAAGAAACAUGAGAAUCAAGAAUGGUUUCAUCCGAACACAACGAGAGAUCAAGCGGAAGCGGCAUUAUUACAUUUGCAGAGUGAUGGUUCUUUUUUGGUGAGAGUUAGCGAAUAUAGCCAGCAAACAUCAUGCUCCACCAUUUAUGUUGUUUCUUUUACGGCAUAUCGAAAGGUUAAACAUUGUCGCAUAAAUGUUGAAGGACGUUUGUAUGUUGUUGGUGAGCUUCUAUUUGAAAGUCUGGUAACACUUGUUAAUUAUUAUACAAGGAAUCCACUAUAUCGAAAUGUGAAGUUAACUUUCCCCAUAUCAAAGGAUAUGAUCAAAACGAUGUUGAAAAAGUACAUCAGUGGAACAACG
Contarinia nasturtii (swede midge) is the source of this 2150-nucleotide messenger RNA. Its product is annotated as 1-phosphatidylinositol 4,5-bisphosphate phosphodiesterase gamma-1-like. The transcript is spliced from 8 exons. Gene Ontology annotation, biological process: positive regulation of epithelial cell migration; lipid metabolic process; phosphatidylinositol-mediated signaling. Lineage: Eukaryota; Metazoa; Arthropoda; Insecta; Diptera; Cecidomyiidae. The annotation marks the transcript as partial. The record is from RefSeq and is a predicted model, not a curated record. Gene Ontology annotation, molecular function: phosphatidylinositol-4,5-bisphosphate phospholipase C activity.